AUGGCUCUUCCCUACACUCUUUUGAAAUUAAUAAUAAUUGCGACAGUAGGAAGCGCACAGAAUAAUUAUUACUACGAGCCAUCUACUACCUCCCACACCCCGGCUUUCUGGACGGCUACCACGCGCCUUGUUGAUGUCUACACAGAGUCGCCAUAUACAUGGUACGAAGGCAAGGUCACUACGGAUGCCUUCCUGACGACACGCACAAUCAAGAACAGUGUCACGCCAACAGUCGCAGCUACCUUCACGACAACAAUUUUGCAGGGCCAUGAGGAUGUGGAACUGGUAUAUCUAUACUACCCUACUGGGGCAGUCGCCGAAGCAGAUCUUCUACCAGAAUCAUUGUCUGUCAACGGGCUUACGCCGACUACAUCUUUGACUACAACAACGAUGACGGUUUAUGAUUAUUAUAUGCCUGUGACAAUGACCGCCCCAUCAUCGUGUCCCACAAUCUUCACAGUCACAAGCGUAGCAUCUGUAGACAUCCCCAGGGCAGCCAGGGCGCUCGUCACCCCUACAUCUACUGUAGCUGGUGCGACAGUGUCGGAUCGAUAUGGCGACACUACCGUCAGUGAAACUUGGUACCUCUCCAGUGGCGCUGCACCGUUCCCGACAAUGGAUGAUUAUAACUAUUAUGCAUACAUUGAAUCAUGCUACACACCACCGCUACCUUACAAGACCGCUUCGCCGACGCCUAGUUCCACCACAGGCGGCGGCCUCUACUACGAUCCAAAUGAUUCGUCAUCAUCGCCAGGCAACUCGGACAGUUCCGGUGGAUAUGAAUGCUAUUGGGGCCCUACAGGAUGUCUGUCAACCGAAGAGAUCAUCAUUAUCGUCUGCUCGAUAGUCGGUGGUUUCUUUCUCCUCGGGUUCCUGGAAUCGUGGUUUUGGUUCCGCCGUCUGAUGCAUGGAAGGAGGGCCAUGCGUCUUGGAACUGUCUGCUGGAUUCUUACCACACUCAUAGUAGUAUGUGUGACUAGCAUACAGGAUAAGAGGACCAAAGAAGACCAAAUAGUUCUGGCAGAGAAAUGGAAAGAAAUGAAGGCUGGAGCCAAGUUCAAGGCUUGGAUGAAAUAUGCGUUUCGCCAUCGAUACCCGGAGGAAUUCCUUGGCCAAUUUUCGAGAAUGACAGUGGGUAUCGUUCCACCUGGCGAGCCACUACCAGUACCUCCUGCAAUGAAACAGCCACCCCUUGGUGUUGUCCCAGGCUCACAGGUCUUUUACUAUGGUCCGAAUGGCCAACCUGUACCAUUGCAAGGUUAUAUGGUUCCCGCGGGACAACAUGCAGGAUACUAUGGCGGCGAGAUGCCCAAGCAGGCGAUUGUCAUUGGCACUGUACCCCUUUUCCCACGUCACUCACAGCCAGUACAUUCUUCAUCACGAGGCGCAUUCAAAAUGACAGGUGCUUUACCGCCACCCACAGUUUCCGGUUCAAUACCGCCUUCGGAGGCUCCUUUGCCUCCUUUGCCCCCACGGUCUACUCCUUCCGCACCUCCGCAAGAGCCUGUUGAGUCCAACAUGUCCAUACAGGCUCCAACUUCAGCACCGCCAGUGCCGCCAGUAGCGAAAUCCGUAGCUCCUCCAGAGGAUACAGAAGAAGCUGCCCAGACCACGGCCGAACGAGAGACUUGUUCAAAUGCAGUCACAGACAGCACUUCCCAGAUCUUAGCCGUUCCGCAAAAUCCUGCAGCUGUACCACACGAAGUCUCCCCAAAUCCAACCCCAGGAGUGCAAAUUGCUCCUCAAGUGCAUCCUGUAGAUUUGAGUGAUCCAUCUGCAAUCAAUGCAAUAGGGAACACUGAACGGCCAUCAGAUCCGCCGUCUCCAAAGUGCGAACCAGAUAAAGAAAGUCUCUACAAUUAG
This is a messenger RNA of Plenodomus lingam JN3, 1863 nucleotides long. RefSeq lists its product as uncharacterized. NCBI's taxonomy places the organism in Eukaryota, Fungi, Ascomycota, Dothideomycetes, Pleosporales, Leptosphaeriaceae. The record is from RefSeq and is a predicted model, not a curated record.